UAGGAGUGCUUCGGACAUCUUUUUCCUUGGCUCCGUAGGUCUCCUAGUAUGAAGGAGGUGAAGAGCGAGCGGGAUCGGGGGAGCCGACGAAGGCACCGGGACGGCGACAUGGUGGCGGCAGCGGUGGUGGUGAAGCAGGAGCGCCUCAGCCCGGAAUCCGUGCCUCCCGUGCACCGCCGCCCAGACUCCUCCGGCGGUAGCCCGUCUCCACCGGCCGGCGAGUCGGGCCGCCCGAGUCACCGCGGGAACCGAGCCCGAGGAGGUAGCCGGUCUCCAGCCAAAAAGAAAAACAAGUCCUCAGGGAGAAGAAGCAAGUCUCCCCGGAGUAAGAGAAGCCGAAGUCCUCACCACUCAACAGUCAAAGUAAAGCAGGAACGUGAGGAUCAUCCCCGGAGAGGCCGGGAGGAUCGGCCACACCGAGAACCCUCAGGACAGGAACACAGGCGAGCUAGGAACAGUGACCGAGACAGACACCGCGGCCAUUCCCACCAGAGGAGAAGCUCGGUCGAGAGGCCUGGCAGCGGGCAGCCUCAGGGACGGGAUCGAGAUGCCCAGAACCUACAGGCGCAGGAAUCUGAGCGGGAGUUUCACAACGCCCGGCGCCGGGAGCACCGCCAGAAGAACGAAGCCGGCGGUAACGCAUCUCAGGACUCACUUCCUCAGCCUGGCCCUGGCAGCAACAACAAAGACAAAGAAGUGCCUGUUAAAGAAAAGCCAAGCUUUGAACUUUCUGGGGCACUUCUUGAGGACACCAACACCUUUCGGGGUGUAGUCAUUAAAUACAGCGAGCCCCCGGAAGCACGUAUCCCCAAAAAACGGUGGCGUCUCUACCCCUUUAAAAAUGAUGAGGUGCUUCCAGUGAUGUACAUCCACCGACAGAGCGCUUACCUCCUGGGCCGACACCGCCGCAUCGCAGACAUUCCCAUCGAUCACCCCUCCUGUUCAAAGCAGCACGCCGUCUUUCAGUACCGGCUUGUGGAAUAUACCCGUGCUGAUGGGACAGUUGGCCGCAGGGUGAAGCCCUACAUCAUUGACCUUGGCUCAGGCAAUGGAACGUUCCUGAACAACAAGCGAAUUGAGCCCCAGAGAUACUACGAACUGAAGGAAAAGGAUGUCCUUAAAUUUGGGUUCAGCAGCAGAGAGUAUGUUCUGCUCCACGAGUCCUCUGACACCUCUGAAGUAGACAGGAAGGAAGACGAGGAUGACGAGGAGGAGGAGGAAGUAUCUGACAGCUAGCAAACUGGAAAACAAGCCACACUCUCGAGAGACCUUUUCUCUCUGCGAAAGCUUUGGGAUUGACUCAAAGGGCACCGCCGUGCUCUCUGUAACGCCUCUUAUUGCCUUAAGUCUUUCUUCUGUUGCUGACCAGCUUACGUUUCAGUGUGAGAAAACUGACUUGUGUUCGGUUGAACUUUCUUCUGUGGCACGUCAGCCACAUGCCGUGGGCAUUUGUUUUCUGAACAGUCUCACCAACACAUCGUGUUUUAGUAGAAGCAUCGUGGCUUGAGUUGGUGCUUUCAGAACUACUGUGCAGGAAACUAUAAAGCCCUGGUUGAAGGGGAAUUGUGGCUUGCUUUCUUUGUACAGUUACUUUAUUUAUAUCGUUGUUAAGCUUUGUGGACCGGGUUUGUUUUUGUCUUGGGGGCAAAGCCCUGAACAGAGAAUCUUAUUCAGCUUUGGUUAUCACCAAAACAGCCUCCAGAGUAUACCAAAGCUUUGACCUGGUUGAGCUCUUGAGUCAUAGAAAUUGAUUUUGCACUUCGUUGUUUGGGGGUGGGCAGGGGGGUGGGGGAGAUUUACCACAUGACCUCAUUAUUGACUGUUGGACUUAAACGGAUGCUUUGUGGAGCCUGCUUAAGCUCAUGACUGUACAGGAAGGUCAUGGCCACUGCCAGUGGGUGCUGAUAACAUGUCACAAGAGGCUGAAAUGGGUCGUGGAUUUGUUUCUUGUGAGAGAACUCUGAUUUCUCCAUGGAGCAUGUACAGAACAAUUUUGAUCUUCAACUUUGCAUUUUUAUUUAGAGGUUAUCUCCAUUCUUCCUUCUUUGAGAAACAUACUGUCAUUUAUGUGGCAGGGUCUUUGCUUUAUUCUAACAAUGUGUAUGUGUUGUGUGGUUUACAUGUUUUCAUCUUUUUAAAAAAACGUUCAGAGAGGUUGUAUUUACCUGGGCAAUUGGGAAUUGCCCAAUUUCCUAAUUUUCCACCAGAGGAAUAUGUGUAAGUAGAAAAGUCAUAACUGCUUACAUCUAUUUUGUGUGUGUGUGUGUGUGUGUGUGUGUUUGUGUAUAUGUAUAUAUUUAAAAAAUUGUGUGUGAAAGAGUUGCAUAUUGAUUUUCCUAUGAGAAUGUUUUGUGAUGUAAAUGUAAUACUGCAUUAUAGGCAAAGGCCUCCCUGCAUUUGAAGAGCAGGUUUUCAUUUAUAUGUAUUUUUGGAAUAAAAAAUAAUAAAACUUGUAAAUAUAGCCCCCUUUCAAAGAGUACUUCUUUCCUAGCACAGAGGACCUUGUGUUCAUAGGUAUAUUUGCUGCUAAAGAAAUCUUUGUAUCAAUAUUUUGGAGGUAAAAGUAGACAGUUGUGGAGGGUGCCCUGGGGGUGAUAGGACUCACCCUGCACUGGAAUCCAGAUCUACAAAUUUCAGCGAGUAAGCGGUGGUCCUGUUGAAGCAGCAGUGCUUUCUGAGUUGGCAGUGAAGGGGUUUUCCUUCCCAGAAUAGUCAAGAGUUGGGGCAGGUUAUACAUAGUGGGCCUCAUACCAGUUGACCCCUGUCCCUGCUCUUUCACCCUCAGGUGGUGAUGGGGGGUGGGAUGGGAGGAAGGAGAGAUGAUGCAAGUCAGUGCUCCUGCUAACUGUUCCUCUUGGGUGGAAACUAAUGACAUUAUUAGAUGGUCUUCCUUACCAUUGUUUUUCCACUGAGGUCUCACAUACUUAGAUGUACUCAGGGUUAAAUGUUGACUAGUGUGGGGAAGGGCUGCUGACUAAUGUUUAUUCAAAAGAAAUGAAAAGAUUCCCCUUUGGGGAAUUCCUUGGCGGUCCAGUGGUUAAGACUCACACUUCCACUGCAGGGGGCACGGGUUUGAUCCCUUCCCAGGGAACUAAGAUCCCACAACCUGUGUGUCAUGGCAAGAAAAAGAAAAAAGAUCCCCUUUGAAGAGUGAACACUUAAUAAGGUUAAUUAGGUAAAAGGUUACAUGAGGGAAGAAACAAUGUAAGAGCAAUUAGCAUCCUCACCCAAUGUGCCCUGGCCCCUGCAAGCACAUAUUACAUACGUGCAUGUCUAAAAUGUUGUGUUUUGAUGAGUUUUUCUCUUGAUCCAGGCUGAUGGUUUUCUCUUCCUGGGAUGAGGCGCUAAUCUGGCAUCUCACUCCAGGGCCUCCGUGUUCAAUUUGUGUAACUACUGCUUCCUGG
Messenger RNA from Balaenoptera acutorostrata (minke whale), 3404 nucleotides. RefSeq names its product Smad nuclear interacting protein 1 (gene SNIP1). The record is from RefSeq and is a predicted model, not a curated record. NCBI's taxonomy places the organism in Eukaryota, Metazoa, Chordata, Mammalia, Artiodactyla, Balaenopteridae. The coding region runs from base 49 to 1236 and encodes 395 amino acids. Gene Ontology annotation, cellular component: nucleus. The transcript is spliced from 4 exons. Gene Ontology annotation, biological process: miRNA processing. Gene Ontology annotation, molecular function: protein binding; mRNA binding.